This is a messenger RNA of Myotis davidii, 1616 nucleotides long. It is a transcript of the gene WEE2, whose product is annotated as WEE1 homolog 2 (S. pombe). The record is from RefSeq and is a predicted model, not a curated record. The coding region runs from base 338 to 1570 and encodes 410 amino acids. The transcript has 9 exons. Gene Ontology annotation, molecular function: ATP binding; protein kinase activity. Gene Ontology annotation, biological process: regulation of meiosis I; protein phosphorylation. Lineage: Eukaryota; Metazoa; Chordata; Mammalia; Chiroptera; Vespertilionidae.
CACGACAGCACCGUGCACCCAGUUUGAGAGUGCACGGAUGCCUAGGCGCGCGGGUACAGGAAAUGUGUGGUGACGGUGCGCGCAUCCACCUGGAUCUGUUUACCUGUGCCUGGCUUAUGGCGUCUUCUCACCUAGAAUUCCGUGAGAUAACUGUUCCACCGUGAAUUUUUACAUGUCACCAUUAUCUCUGAAAGCCCCCUUGUCAUACGGACCAUGACAGAUGUGCAUUACAUAAUCCGGGAUGUGUGGCCAGGGCCACCGCUGUGCUGGGAAGUGGAGAAGAGGGAGCACUGGCUGCAAGGCCUUCUCGCCUACUGGGUAAAGUUCUUUGGCUGAGAUGGAUGACAACAGUAUUAACAAAGAACUGAAGCAGAAAUUAAACUUCUCCUGUUUUGAGGAAGAGAGUGAGAACAAAGAGCAGAAGGAAGCACCGGAGGGCUGGGAGGCCCAGACCCUCACCCCAGAGCAGUCUGAAUCCAAGGAUUCAGAGGCCCCGUUUACACCACCCAGGAUACCCCUGAGGGACGCACACGGACUCCACACAUUUCAGGAAAAAGCCAAAGUGAGUCCAGAGCCUGGUUUUGGGACCCUGGUGUCAGAACCACCCAAGUGUCCUACAACACCAGCCCAGCCAGAUGACGGAAGCAAGCUGCUGUACUGCGAGAGUCCUGUCACUCCCAAAGGCCAGCCAAGCCAGUCCAUGAUUUCUUCAACAGGGAAGCUGCCCUCCCGAGGCUCUAAGCAUUUUAGGCUCACACCUGUCUCCGUAACAGAUGAAAUGACCUCAUUAGCUCUGGUUAAUAUUAAUCCCUUCACCCCAGAGUCCUAUAGAAAAGAGUUCCGUCAAUCCAGUGGCAAGAGGAAAAUCCGAGGAGAUCUCGAGGAAGCUGAUCCGGGGGAAGGCAAAGUAGAAGGGCUGCCUGCCAAGAGAUAUGUUCUACGAGAAACCAACAUGACUUCCCGUUAUGAAAAAGAAUUCAUGGAGGUAGAAAAGAUUGGAGUUGGGGAAUUUGGUACAGUCUACAAGUGCAUUAAGAGGCUGGAUGGAUGUGUCUAUGCAAUAAAACGCUCCACGAACUCUUUUGCAGAAUUAUCAAAUGAGAAUUCGGUUUUGCAUGAAGUGUAUGCUCAUGCGGUACUUGGUCAUCACCCCCAUGUGGUACGUUACUACUCUGCCUGGGUAGAAGAUGACCACAUGAUCAUUCAGAAUGAAUACUGCAAUGGUGGGAGCUUACAGGCUGCUAUAUCUGAAAACACGAAGUCUGGCAAUCACUUUGAAGAGCCAAAACUCAAAGACAUCCUUCUGCAGAUUUCUCUUGGGCUCAAGUACAUCCACAACGCUGGCAUGGUGCACCUGGACAUCAAACCAAGUAACAUCUUCAUUUGUCAUCAGAUACAAAGGGACUCUCCUAUAGUCCUAGAAGACAUUGAAAAUGAUGCUGAUUGGUUUCUCUCUACCAAUGUGAUAUACAAAAUUGGAGACUUGGGUCUUGCAACAUCAAUAAGUGAACCCAAAGUGGAAGAGGGAGAUAUUCACUUCCUGGCUAAAGAGAUUUUGCAAGAGGUAUAGAUUAGGGAAACGGAGGCUAUUUUAUAAUUCAUUUAACCUUUUGACU